Molecule: messenger RNA, 4197 nt
Organism: Solea senegalensis (Senegalese sole)
Lineage: Eukaryota; Metazoa; Chordata; Actinopteri; Pleuronectiformes; Soleidae
Product: protein kinase C beta type-like
Biological process (GO): protein phosphorylation
Molecular function (GO): zinc ion binding; ATP binding; diacylglycerol-dependent serine/threonine kinase activity
Source: RefSeq, a predicted model, not a curated record
AGAGAGAGUUGUAAGCAGUAAGCAGCAGCAACACAUUGGCGAGAACAGGGAAGCAGGCGCGCGGCACGGGGACCCGCCGGAAGAAGCAGCGGCGGUAGCAGCUUCAGCGCGAGCUGGACGCAGAGCGAUAAACCACCGGCAGCACGAGCGACACCGAGGCGGUCAGAGGGGCGGAGAGGAGGAGGAGGAGGCACCCGCAUUGCCACUCGUGUUCCCCCCGCUGCCUCCGUCGUCUCUCCCUCCCUCCACAUCUCUCUCUUCAGCUCUCCUCACCCCUCGCUCCUCUCGAACCACCGCUGCCGCUGCUUCCUCGUUUAAGAUGGCUGACCCCAACAGCGACGGAGAGGUACCGGAGAGUGCGCGCGGCUUCGCCCGCCAGGGAGCCCUCCGUCAGAAGAACGUGCACGAGGUGAAGAACCACAAGUUCAUCGCGCGCUUCUUCAAGCAGCCCACCUUCUGCAGCCACUGCACGGACUUCAUCUGGGGCUUUGGGAAACAGGGAUUCCAGUGCCAAGUGUGCUGUUUUGUAGUCCAUAAACGCUGUCAUGAGUUUGUCACCUUCUCGUGUCCUGGGGCCGACAAGGGACCUGCGUCAGAUGAUCCUCGCAGUAAACACAAGUUUAAGGUCCACACGUACUCCAGCCCCACCUUCUGUGACCACUGCGGCUCCCUCCUCUACGGGCUGAUACACCAGGGCAUGAAAUGUGACCACUGUAUGAUGAACAUACACAAGCGAUGUGUGGCCAACGUCCCAAGCCUGUGUGGGACAGAUCACACGGAGAGGAGAGGACGCAUCCAGAUCUCUGCGCAGAUCACCGAGGACACUCUCACCGUCAUCAUCAAAGAGGCGAGGAACCUGGUGCCCAUGGACCCCAAUGGUCUGUCAGACCCGUACGUCAAGCUCAAACUCAUCCCAGAUCCCAAGAGUGAGAGCAAGCAGAAGACCAAGACCAUCAAAUGUUGCCUCAACCCCACCUGGAAUGAGACCUUCACUUUCAACCUAAAGGAAAGUGACAAAGACCGCCGUCUGUCAGUGGAGGUGUGGGACUGGGAUUUGACCAGCAGGAACGACUUCAUGGGAUCCCUCUCCUUUGGCAUCUCAGAGCUACAGAAACAAGGGAUAGAUGGAUGGUUUAAGAUGCUGUCUCAGGAGGAAGGGGAAUACUUCAAUGUUCCUGUGCAGCCAGAUGGAGAGGACGGCAACGAAGAGCUACGGCAAAAGUUUGAGAGGGCACGGGUCGGUCCAGGCAAGCCCACGGACUCCUCGUCGUCCUCCUCGAUGUACAAGUACGACAGCAACGGCAACCAGGACCGCGUCAAGCUCUCAGACUUCAACUUCAUCAUGGUUCUGGGAAAAGGCAGCUUUGGCAAGGUGAUGCUGGCAGAGAGGAAGGGGACGGACGAGUUGUACGCCGUCAAGAUCUUGAAGAAAGACGUGGUGAUCCAGGACGACGAUGUGGAGUGCACCAUGGUGGAGAAAAGGGUCCUGGCUCUGGCCGGGAAACCACCCUUCCUCACUCAACUGCACUCGUGUUUCCAAACCAUGGACCGAUUGUACUUUGUGAUGGAGUAUAUAAAUGGAGGAGACCUCAUGUACCAAAUCCAACAGGUCGGCAAGUUCAAGGAGCCUCAUGCUGUUUUUUAUGCUGCAGAAAUUGCCAUUGGACUCUUCUUCCUUCACUCCAAAGGCAUUGUGUAUCGGGAUCUAAAGCUGGACAAUGUGAUGCUGGACUCCGAGGGCCAUAUAAAGAUUGCAGACUUUGGCAUGUGUAAAGAGAACAUGUUGGAUGGCGUUACCACAAAGACUUUCUGUGGAACGCCAGACUACAUCGCUCCAGAGAUUAUAGCUUAUCAGCCUUAUGGGAAAUCUGUGGACUGGUGGGCCUUUGGGGUACUGCUGUAUGAAAUGCUUGCUGGACAGCCGCCUUUUGACGGGGAGGAUGAAGAUGAGCUGUUCCAGUCGAUCAUGGAGCAUCAUGUCUCUUACCCUAAAUCCAUGUCCAAAGAAGCUGUUGCCAUCUGCAAGGGGCUGAUGACCAAACAUCCAGGUAAGCGCCUGGGCUGUGGUCGAGGGGAGAGAGACAUCAAGGAGCAUGCCUUCUUCCACAUAGACUGAAAACUGGAAAAUAAAGAGGUUCAGCUGCCUUUCAAACCUAAAUCUAAAUCUCGCUCUGACGUCGGCAACUUUGACAAGGAGUUCACAAAGAUGGCGGUUGAGCUGACGCCGACGGACAAGCUCUUCAUCAUGAACCUGGACCAGAAUGAGUUUGAUGGCUUCUCCUACACCAACCCUGAGUUUAUUAUACAAGUGUGAGGAGCUCAGAAAAAAAAGACUUUCCUCCAGACCAGUUCCAUUUCACAGACGACUAGACGACCAUGUCACCGGCACUGCCACCUGGACUAGAGCCACUCUAACACACACACACACACACACACACACACAUCUUCAAACUCACCUCUCACCCAUUCAAAGUGGACAAUAAUCAUAAAUGACCACAACUGGUCCACAUCUACAAACACAGGACAUAAAGUCCUAAAAACUCCAGGCUUGUGUAGAAUUCAUGGUGAGCAGGUCGAUACAGUGACUGACGAUCUAGGGUCACAGUGAGUGUGUGUGUGUCUCUGUGUGUGUGCGCGUGCUCUUAUCGAUCGACAACAGCGCAUGUUUGUUUACUUGAUUUCCCUCUCUUCGGCCUGUAAAAGUUGUGUCAUGAACAUUCCACGAUCAAUAUAUCAUGUGUGUGCUCACGGGCCGUGGUUGGGAAGGGAAGGAAGGUUUUUGAAAUGUUCAACGUCCGCCAUCGCCCUGUUCUUCAAAGCGUGGCUCGAUUACUUUGGGCCAGUGUGUCAACAAUGCCGUCUAUUCUCACGCGGCUCGUUUUGGCUCUUUUUUGAAAGCAGUUUUCCAAUCGAUGUGUUGAUCUUUGUGCCGGCACUGGCACAGUGUGUGAGGCGGGCUCCCUCCCCGCUCUCAUUCACCAGGACAAACACGUUCACAGACCCAUGUCCUCCAUGUCGUUUAAGGCUGGUUUCCUGCAUUUGACCAGCAUCAGUGUGUGCUCCACACUGUCACUGUGGUCAACGAAACUCUCCCGCUGACAUGAAAGAGCUUCAGAGAAUCAAAAGUAAAAAAUAAUAAUAAGCUACUCCAUGUUUUCCAUGUACGAAGAACAGGGCCCUGAUUUUUGAACCUCACGUCUAAGUUAGUCGUAAACUUAGUCUUAAGCACGUCUCGUCUUCCAAAUUGAUGCAAAAAGAAAAAGAAAAAAAGAAAUCCCCAAAUACCUGUUAGGCAGCGAUGUAUGAAGUGUCUCUGUCUCUGUCUCUGGCUUAAUCUCUCUCUUUCUCUUUUCUCUAUGGCACUGUGUCAACAGUGGGUUAGUGCUGUGUAAGCCUAUACAGUCUUUGUGGUGCAGCUCCUCUAUGCAUGCCAUAUUUGUUGGUACAGUAGUUCUUCAAGAUUUGCGUUUAUUUUGACGUCGUGGAGGAGGAACUUUAUCGAUGCAAGUCCCUUUUGAAAUGUCCACGCUCAAAUCACGUUUUUUCCGUUUCCACUCCAGCGACUGCCGUGUAUGCCGUCUCCGAAUAUAUGUGGAAAUGUGCGUGGCUGAGAGUUUGCUUUUCCAAAGCACGGAGCAAAGUGAAAUGAACAUAUAAAGUAGAUGUAUGUAUACUCUGUACGAGUUGUGUUUCCGUUUGUGUGUGUGUGUGUGUGUGUGUGUGUAAAUAGGAAUGGGAUCUAGAGAUAGAAGUGGUUUUCAUGUUCUAACACACUUCUCGAUCACCCUUCACGCCCCUGUCAGGAAUUCUCUGCUGUCAAGUUUACUUUUCAUUUUGGUUUUGUUCUCCUCCUCUCCCUCGUUCUCUUACCUCUUCAUUAGAUCUCUGGUCUUUAUUUCCUCGUCUCUGUUCCUUCCUUUUGUUUCCAGUCGACGUUUACAUUUGUAUGGUUUUAAUUAGAAUGAACUUGGGGGGGUGAGAUCAGUAAGACAAGAGGGAGGAGGGAAAGGAGGGCGGAUAAAGUGUUUACUAUGCAAAAGGCAGAGAGAGAAGGAAGAGGGGGAGUAUGGAAAGAAGGGCAACUUUUAUAAAGCAACCUGAAACGAUUGUGCGACAGGUCAGUAUUCAUGUGUUGCAUGCGCCGUCUCUACCUGCGCGUGAGAAACACCUUCAUUAAAAUGAAUGAUCAUGAUACCA